AUGAACAUCCAAUUCCAACCAAAAACAGCUUGUGAGUGUCAGUAUAAUAGGAUCCAGAACAGGACUCCACAGGAAGAAGAAGGCCUAAAACCAUACGAACACUAUUCAGAUCUUGACAAAGAGGCAAAAAUCACUCUUGAUUUCAUACCUGGAGGAGCAUCCACAAUUAGUGAAACAAAAACAAGGAAAUCAGCAUACCAAUGCCGACGCAACAAGCUAAGUGGAAAAUUAAAUUCUAUUCCAGGGGCCAUGAAAGGAUGGAAAGAAUGGAGAAAGACUUGGAGUGAUCUGAAAACCCGAACAAAGAAAAAAGUUUCGGAGAACAAGAAAGAGCAUAAUAAAACAGGUGGAGGGCCUCACACAGGCGACAUAAUCGAUGCAGAGGAUGACAAAAUUUUGGACAUCAUUGGAGGAGAUAUUUUAAUUACUGGUCUUGAUGCUCCUGAGGUGGAGCUACCUUUACCAGAAAAUAAAAAUUUUGAUAUAAGUAAAUGGGAUUACUUAAAAAACACCCAAGAAAGUGAAGAAAAUGAAGACAUGGUUGUAAUGGCUAACAAAAGACCAUCAACAUCAAAAGGUAAUGGGUCCUAUGAUUGAACGUUUACGUUAUCCGUAACGUACAUGUUAGGCCGAGUUUUAACAGUAACGAUGCAAGUUCGUAUGAUGGAAAGUUUUUCAUACCAGAUUACUGUUAUUUCCCGCCUGUUAUGUUCUAAUUUAACAUAUCUCCUCAACAGCUCCAAAUAACAUGCCGUUAAGUGCUUAACGUACAUGUUACCAAUGUUUUUUUAUUUUAUUUUUU
Molecule: messenger RNA, 802 nt
Organism: Ceutorhynchus assimilis (cabbage seed weevil)
Lineage: Eukaryota; Metazoa; Arthropoda; Insecta; Coleoptera; Curculionidae
Source: the annotation of a GenBank genome assembly